GUGAAGGCUGCAUUGGAAAAGCCAGGCACUCCCUCUUUUGUAGAUGACAUAGUAUCUCGUUUCCCAGGAUUGAAGAGUGGAAGGAGCUCUGGAGCUUGCCAAACUUCCCAUUGGAAAUCUGUGCAUAAGACAAAAUGCAAGGACUUUCAAUUAUCUGGGCAGCAUGGACGGAGAGAUUCUAGUGCAGUUGCACUGGUUCCUUCCAGUGGAACCAUUAAUAUUACCAAACAGUCAAAAGAGAUUCUUUUACCCUAUGAGGAUUUUGUGGAACUAUUUAAUUGGGACAAGCGAGGAAUUCCUCCAUGUGGGCUUCUUAAUUGUGGAAAUAGCUGCUUUGCUAAUGUGGUUCUACAAUGUCUUGUGUACACUCGGCCCCUUGUUGCCUAUUUGUUGGAGAAAGGCCAUCGAAAAGAAUGCAGACAGAAUGAUUGGUGCUUCCUUUGUGAAUUUCAAACCCAAGUCGAAAGAUCCAGUGAAAGUCGACAUCCCUUUUCACCAAUUAAUAUUCUCUCGCGGUUACCUAAUAUUGGUGGUGACCUUGGCUAUGGAAAACAAGAGGAUGCGCAUGAGUUCAUGAGGCUCCAUUUGUUUCAACAGAAGGCCCUUCAUCCUAGCACUCAAGAAACAUCCCUUAUUCAACAUAUAUUUGGGGGUCAUCUCCAAUCUCAGGUGAUUUGUUCAAAAUGCAAUAAUGUUUCAAAUCAGUAUGAAAAAAUGAUGGAUCUAACUGUUGAAAUUCAAGGGGAUGCCACAUCUUUAAAGGAAUGCUUGGACCUAUUCACUGUCAGAGAGUGGCUUCACGGAGAUAAUAUGUAUAAAUGUGAUGGAUGCAAUGAGUAUGUCAUGGCAUGGAAGCGUCUUACUGUUCGAAGGGCCCCAAACAUUCUUACAAUUGCUUUAAAGAGGUUUCAGAGCGGGAGGUUUGGGAAACUUAACAAGAGGGUGACUUUCCCUGAGACUUUAGAUCUUAGCCCUUACAUGAGUGAAGUAGGAGAUGGUAACGAUGUUUACAAGCUAUAUGCAGUGGUUGUCCAUAUUGACAUGCUAAAUGCAUCGUUUUUCGGCCAUUACAUUUGUUAUACAAAGGAUUUUUGUGGAAAAUGGUACAGGAUUGAUGACUGCAAGGUAGAGAGGGUUGAUUUGGAAGAGGUGCUCUCGCAGGGGGCUUAUAUGCUGUUGUAUAGCAGGUAG
This is a messenger RNA of Camellia sinensis, 1191 nucleotides long. Lineage: Eukaryota; Viridiplantae; Streptophyta; Magnoliopsida; Ericales; Theaceae. The record is from RefSeq and is a predicted model, not a curated record.